This is a messenger RNA of Spodoptera litura, 3756 nucleotides long. RefSeq lists its product as uncharacterized. Gene Ontology annotation, biological process: positive regulation of transcription by RNA polymerase II. NCBI's taxonomy places the organism in Eukaryota, Metazoa, Arthropoda, Insecta, Lepidoptera, Noctuidae. The record is from RefSeq and is a predicted model, not a curated record. Gene Ontology annotation, cellular component: nucleus.
AAGCUUAAUUUCUCUCAUAUAAUUAAAAUUAAUAAUAACGGUUCUUAGUCUGCUACGGAACGUGACAUAUUAAAAACCUUUUGAAAUGACAGCUUGAUUUGGUUUGGUUUCCGCUACUGUGCUAUUGUGCUAUUUUUCGGUUUUUAAUACGAAAUUCGCCAGAAAAUGUCAAUUUCUACAGCUACAGACGAACGCACGGAAGGUGACGACGAUACAUCACAAGGAAGCCAGCCUAAAGAUGACAGCAGUGACUCUGAAAAUGAAAAUGAGCCUCAGAGCCAAAAUGGAGGCUCUCCUGCCCCAGAGGUUCAUGAAAUUACUAGUGACGACGAUGAAGAUUGUGUAGUGACUAAUGAUGACGAUGAUGAUGAUGACAGUUCUAAUUCAAGUACAGACAGUAAUGAAAGUUCAGAUGAAUCACAAAGUGAAAACAAAAACAUGCAAGAGAAAAAAAUCGAAGAACAACAUCUUGAAAAUGGUGGAGAUGAAUCAGAUAUUGAAGAGGUAUCUGUGGAGGAUCCCUUGAAUGAAACUCCCUCCAAUAAGAACAAGCCUAUUGUAGUCAGCGACACUAGAAGUUUGGCAGACUUGGCAACUAAACAAUCAAAAUCAAACGGAGAUCAGAAUAGUGAACCAACUGUAGUUAUCAUAGAUACAAAUUCUAUAUUAACUACCAAACCACCAGCAUCAGCACCUAGCAAACCCACCUCUACAAGUGCACUGGAUGCACACAACUUAUGUCAGAGUAUUGCUGCCCGUGGUACUACCAUUACUCCUGUCAGUGUGAAAAAUGCCAGCAACAAUAGUAACACUCAAACACCAGCACCUCUACCAAACAUACUGCCUUCCCUCACUGAUGAUAUGUUUGUUGUUGAAGCACCUUCCUUCAUAGUUCCCUACGUAUAUGAAAAGCCCUCUGUAAAACCGUUUAGGGAAUUUGUAGACAAGUUGGGGAAAGAAUUGGAAGAACUGAAAAUAAAGGAAGAACAGGAAAAACUUGAAAAGGAUAAGAUUGAAAGAGAGAGGAAGGAAAAAGAGAGGCAGGAAAAGAUUGAGAGGGGAGAGCUGGACGAAGAGGAUGAAACUAGUGAUAAUAAAAGUGCGGAUGAUUCAAUCAAGGAUAAAAAAACAGAGAAAAAACAGAAAAGGAGGCGUGGCCAAGAAGAAGAUGAUGACUCCUGGGAUGGGGAAUCUUCGUCAGACUCUGAAGGCACUGAUGAUGAUGCUGUUGUCAUUAAGGACAGAGAUGACACUAUUGAUCUUAAAGAUCCAAUCAGCUUGAUUGCUAAAGGACUUAGUGGAGGUAAACCAGACAGCUAUUUUGACUGUUCUCUUGGUCAAUUUUUUAUCAACGUUGGUUUGAACUUAGUUCAAGAAUAUGUACAGAGUGACCUACUCAAACAUCAAAAUCGAAAAUUAUACAAGGAAAAGAAAACAGGCAAAAGCACAAAGGCUACUGAGGCAGCUAUAGCAUCACUUACUCAGAACUUAGAGUUCAGCAAAAAGACAAAUGCUCCUUAUACUCUUGUUCAGAGACGAUGUGAGUUUUGUAGUUUUAAGACAGAAUCCAUGCUCGUAAUGGCGCAUCAUCUAGAGGCACCUCACAUGCGAAAUAACAUCUAUAAAUGCAAUUCUUGUGAAUUUGAAAUUCGUAGUCCCCAUGAUAUAUUGUUUCACAUGGAAGCUGAGCAUAAUAUUCGGGGCAGGCUGGAAAGAGCCCCGGCUUACCAACAGUGUGCUAAUUGUCACUUUGAGGACAACAGUAAGACUAAAUUAGCGCGGCAUCUUAUUGCUUGUGCAAAGAAAUUCAAACCAGAUCUUAAUCUGGCUCCUCCAAUAGAGUGGGAACCACCUGCAAAAAUACCAAAAUUAACAAGGGCUCGUAAUAACAUGGUAGGCACUUAUCAAUCCAACUUUAAUAGGACACAGAUGAAUAUGAAUAAUCUGAGUCGGCCACAGAUAAAUAUGGCAAAUGUCAUUCCCAGUAUGCCUGUACUAGGCAGGCCUCGCGGUCGGCCCCCAACCACAGGUCCGCCACGUCCUCAGCCCGUGUCGGGUGUGCCGAUGAUACGCAGUGGCGUCAUGAUCAUGCAUAACACACCAGCGGUUGGUACCACUAUUGCCAACUAUCCUAUGAUACAAAACCAGACCAACAAUGCUACACCUAAGAUAUCAAUUACUCCACUUCCGCGAGCUCCACAACCAUCAUCUUCACACUCAUCACAAAACUCUAAGGCAACCUUUGUGAUAUGUGAAAUUUGUGAUGGAUAUAUCAAGGAUUUAGAACAAUUGAGGAACCACAUGCAAUGGAUACACAAAGUUAAGAUUCAUCCCAAGAUGAUCUAUAACAGGCCACCCUUGAAUUGCCAGAAAUGCCAAUUUAGAUUUUUCACUGACCAAGGGUUGGAAAGACAUCUUCUUGGUUCCCAUGGGUUGGUCACAAGUUCCAUGCAAGAAGCUGCAAACAAAGGCAAAGAUGCUGGUAGGUGUCCAGUGUGUGGGAGAGUGUACCAGUGGAAGCUACUUAACCAUGUUUCAAGGGACCACAAUAUGACUUUGAAGCCUGCGCACCUGUCAUACAAGUGCACAGUGUGCACAGCCACAUUUGGCAUGUACAAACAGUUUGAGAAUCAUGUCUACUCUGCUCACAGUGUUGUAGCCAAGCGUGUCAUGGAUAAGAGCAAGACACCUGCAUCUUCAACCAAACCUGAAUCAGAUCCUCUACUGAGACCUCUGAAGAUAAGUGAUGAGAUAACAAUCAUACCGCAACCUGCAAAGUCAACUGUUACUAUCACAGCUAAAGGUAAAUAACAUUAAUGUUGAGGGAGUGUGCAGACUGUACUAGUGGCACCCGUAGACCGACAACCCUGCUUUACCAGGAUGCACAUCCAUGUUAUCAAGCAGUAUUGUGUAAAUAACUUAAGCUAUAUCAAACUUAUUUAACAAUAUUAAAGGAAUACCAGAAGUAUGGUGAAAAUUAGGUAAUGAAUUCUUGUUGAAUGGUGUCUUUAACACAAGUUGUAAAUUCAGUGUAUAAAUCCUCUGAAAAUGUAUUUACCAUCAGCACAACAAACAAGUUGUAACAACAGCUUUGCUGGCAUUGCCCAUGUAAUAUCAAAAUAUUAUCAUGGGUGGUGGUUUAAGUGCUAUGUGAUUGUUUGAUUGUCACAAAGUAAAUUCUGUUUAAAUGGUUUUGAAAUGGAUCUGUAGCCUCCUCUAUUGCUGUGUAGAAUAAAUAUUAUUUUGUAGGACGAAAAUGUGAAUUGAUCACAAAUCGCAAAAAUUUAAUAAUUUUCUAAUUCCAGUAAGCUCCUUGAGUAUUUAUUUAUUUUUUCUCUCUCAUGUAUAAUUCUUUUUGUAGCAAGCUAUCAGCCUGUCUUAGAAUAAUUCUUAUGUGAGUUAAGUUACAGAAUAUUUGUAAAAAUAUUUAGCUAGAUACUUUCCAUUAUGAGUGUAUAUUAUUAAAUCAAUCGAGUAUAACAGUGUAGGUAAGUUUAGAUUACAAAUCGUAGACACUAAUUGUAAGUAAGAACUACUGAUCCGAUAAAUGUUUUAUUUAAAAUUACUACCAAAUGUGCUAUUGGACACUAGCAGAACCCUUACUACCGCCGUCGGUCUUAUUUAUUUCUGAUCUCAGGUCAACAAGAUGGAAGUGUUGAUUUGGUAAAAGUUUACUGAAUUGUUAAUGUACUUAUAGAACUGAAAAUGAUGUAUUUUUUUUAUUUAAAUAAAAAAGACCACUGUAAUUGAAAAAAA